Messenger RNA from Colossoma macropomum (tambaqui), 3178 nucleotides. RefSeq names its product immunity-related GTPase family, q1 (gene irgq1). Gene Ontology annotation, molecular function: GTP binding. The coding region runs from base 254 to 1726 and encodes 490 amino acids. NCBI's taxonomy places the organism in Eukaryota, Metazoa, Chordata, Actinopteri, Characiformes, Serrasalmidae. The record is from RefSeq and is a predicted model, not a curated record. Gene Ontology annotation, cellular component: membrane. The transcript has 3 exons.
UUGAGAGAGCUCUAUCAGUGCUUUAGUUUCGUUUCUCCUGUGAAACCAGACAGAGAGGAGAGGAAAAACAGCAGCGCUCGACACAGAAGUAUGUUAAUUCGUCGAGAGUGUCUGAUCCAUUUUUGGGACUCUCUGCCUCACUGCUACACACGGUUUAACGAUGUUUAACUGAGUUAAAGAAGACGAAGCCCUUUGUGUUGUUGAUAGUUUCCAUCUACUUUCGCUUUUACUGUCCGGUAGCUAACCUACUAACAUGGAGGCCGGUAUGAAGAUCCAAAAGAUCCCAGAAGAACACAUCAGCAAAAUCAAAGAGGCACUGCAGUCUGUGGACCCAGAAAAAAUCCCCCGUCUGAUUAUGAAUCUCCUGGACAUGUUUGUUCAGUUUAAGAUGGAUGUAGCGGUGACGGGAGAUUCAGGCGCAGGGAAAUCUUCACUGAUUAAUGCAGUCCUCGGACUGGACCAUGAUGAUGAAGAGGCUGCACCGACAGGAGUUGUGGAGACCACAAAGGAACCUGCGAUGUACCUUUAUCCAAAUAAUCCUCAUGUAAGGCUGUGGGAUCUUCCAGGGAUGGGAACGCCUACUUUUACAUCAAAGAGAUAUGUGGAGACAAUGAACUUUGACCUAUAUGACAUGUUCAUUGUAGUGACAUCUGAGAGAUUCAGAGAAAACAAUAUGCUUCUGAUUGAUGAAAUUCAAAAACAGAAGAAGCCGCUUUAUGUUGUCAGGGCAAAAGUAGACAAUGACUUGCUUUUACAGAGUAAAAAACACAGUUUCAGUGAAAUCAAUGCCUUGAGGGAUAUGAGAGAUGAAUGUUUGAAAUAUCUAUGUGAGAAAAACCUUAAUGUCCCAGUAUUCUUAGUGUCGAGCCAUGACACUCAGAGCUAUGACAUGCAGACCCUAAAGGACACCCUUGAGAAAGCGGCGCCAGAGCUCAAAAGAGAUGUUUUCCCCAUUUUCAUGACCAAUUUGUCCACUGCAGCUGGGAGGAAAGCAAUGGCCAUAAAGCGCCAUGCUUUAAAUAGUGGGAAAAUGAAAGAAAAGGACCUUCAAAAGCUACAGAAAAUCUACAAACGCUUGAUAGAUGGAACUGAGGAAGUCAAAGCUGCACUGGAGGCUCUAGACCACUUCCAACUUGAUGUGGCUGUCUUAGGCGAGACAGGAUCAGGGGCAGCUACUCUGGUAAAUGCCCUAACGGGUCAGAAGAAUGGCACCAGAGGCUCAGCACAUGCCAAGAUCCCAGCAACUAGUCCUCAGUACCCAGAUAUCCGAUUUUGGCAUGUGUCAGGAGUAGAGAGAGUUAUGGAUAACUCAUUGCAGGAGAAGCAAAUUUUGGAUCAUUUUGAUUUCUAUAUCAUUAUUGUGUCAGACUGGCAGAAGACCUGUCACAUGGAACUCGCAAGAGCUGUAAGAGAGUUAAAGAAACACUACCACUUUGUUCAGACAAAGAUUGACUUGCAUUUGCAGGGGCAAGAAGACUUGUGCUGUUCUGAGACCGAGAUUCUGGAUGGGCUUCGAGCACAGUGUGCUAAAGAGCUGCAGAGCACAAAAGCUGCCCAAUCACAGCUGUUUCUCAUAAACAGUUUGGACACAAAUGCCUUUGACUUUUUCAGUCUGGAGAGUGUGUUGAGAAGUGACCUGGACACAAUUAGGACAAGUGCUUUUGCAUAUUAUGUUGCUAGAAUUGUCAGACAGAAACAAGAACCCCACACUUGUCAGAUAUUGUAGCUGAUUUCAGCUGAUGUGUUGUUUUCUGUGAGAGUGUAAUUCAUUUUGAAAGCAUUUAUUUUUAUUGGUGUGCAAUCAGCAUAUGACAAAAUCAAGUUUUCAAAUGAUGGAAUGUUAUAACUUACCCUUAUUUCUGGGGAUGGUGGCAUUCAGGGUGAAAAAAUGACUCCCCCACCACCUAGUGGACAAAACUGCAGUUCCUUUAUUGUCUGAUUUUAAAGUCCAAUAUAAAAAUUGAAUGAUUAUUUUAUUAACGUAUUGCAUUAUAAGUUAAUAGCAGAGAAAAUCUGCAAAAAUAAGUAUUUUUUUAUUUGAGAAGAACUAAGGAAUCCAAAUGAACUGUAUCAUGUCAAUGUGGGAAGAACAAAAUAUCUCUUGAAAACUGUUUUUACAUGUUGCACUUUCACUUUUAUCUCUCCUGUGGAAAACAUUACCUCAGUUUUUCUUUAAGUCAUCACAAGAAGCAUCACUGUAUUUUUGAUUACCUUAGUGUCACCCCAUCAUGUUCUUGGGUUUGUUUUUUAAAAUCAACUUGAUCCUUAAUUAUUUUAUUGUGUAAUUUUGCUUUCUUUAAGCUGUUGUUCAGAUAACACACAACAUUCAACUAAAUGGUUUGCUAAGUCUGAGUGGUCAGGGUUUGUAUUCUGCCAAAAAGAUUCAGCCUUUUACUAAAAGUAAUCAUCAUUCCGUUCCUCUGUCAUGAUAAAGCUGAAACAAAGAUACAGUAUGAUACAUGAUGUGUCUAAAUUUGCUGCUGUUAAUCUUUUUAUUUAUAUUAUUGACGUACUACACACUGGUUAAAGUCAAUGUGAAUCAGAAAUCAGUAACACAUUUUCCUUGUGUUACCGUCAUGUCCGAGUGAAAUGAGAAUCUCUGAGCUAACUGAGCGUUUUGCUCAAUGAGAGGUGGGGUUAGAGAGAGAGGUAAAACAUGAUAUUAUUUAUUAAUAUUAUUUUUCCCUGCCUGCUGUUGAAUGGUGAUGUAGUUAAAAUCAGAUGGUUUAGAAAAGGUAUUGGAACCCCAUUUCCAAAAAAGUUGGGACACUGUGAAAAAUGUAAAUAAAAACAAAAUGCAAUGAUGUGCAAAUCAUUUAAACCCUAUAUUUCAUUGAAAAUUGUACAAAGACAACAUAUCAAAUGUUGAAACUCACACACACACACAUACACAUAUCUUCUAAGCUGCCAUCAAAGAUUAUGGGAAAACAAAAAUUUUGUCAAGUGAUUAGAUGAAUCAUGCUUAAUAUCAAGGAUGUAAACUAACAAGGUGAAAUCUAUUUUGGUUUCAGGUUAACAUUAACGUUUAAAAUAAAAUGAAAUAAAACAACUCAAGAGAGUGCUGUAUAUCUAUACAUUUAGUACUAUAAUAGUUGGUUCCUCCAGACUGUUAAUUGCAUCUUUACUGUAAUCAAAUGUUAUUUUUGUUGGUUAUAUUCCUUGUUGUCUUGCUGUUGAA